Messenger RNA from Hibiscus syriacus, 1890 nucleotides. RefSeq names its product F-box/kelch-repeat protein At1g55270-like. Lineage: Eukaryota; Viridiplantae; Streptophyta; Magnoliopsida; Malvales; Malvaceae. Bases 217 to 1533 code for a protein of 438 amino acids. The record is from RefSeq and is a predicted model, not a curated record. Gene Ontology annotation, molecular function: protein binding. The transcript is spliced from 2 exons.
AUUAAAAAAAAAAGAGAGGAAGGAAACAAACAAAGAAGCAAGUAAAGUCGGUUUUCUUUUGUGCAUACUAAGAUUAAAAUUUCAAUUUUGAAGGUCGGAGAAUGAGAUUCUGAGUACUUUUUCCCCCUCUGAAUUGGGGUCUCGAUCUGGGUUUCUUAGAACUGGUUGUUUUGUAUUAGAUUUUGACUCUUUUCUAUCAAUUUUUGCUCUUGAAAGAUGGAGCAAUCUAUUUCUCAACACUCAUCCAAUGCUCUAAGAGGGUUUCGAGUUCAAGCUCCAUUGGUUGAUUCGGUAUCUUGCUAUUGUAAAGUGGAUUCUGGAUUGAAGACUGUUGCCGUGGCAAGAAAAUUUGUCCCUGGAUCGAAGCUCUGUAUCCAGCCUGAUAUCAAUCCCAAUGCGCACAAGAGUAGAAGCUCCCGCAGAGAGAGGACUCAAAUCCAGCCACCUCUCCUUCCUGGCCUUCCUGAUGAUCUUGCCAUUGCAUGCCUGAUUCGAGUUCCUCGUACUGAGCACCGAAAAGUCCGCAUAGUUUGCAAGAGAUGGUAUCGCCUUCUGGCUGGUAACUUCUUUUAUUCUCUUAGGAAAAGUCUUGGAAUGGCAGAAGAGUGGGUUUAUAUCUUCAAACGUGAUAGUGAUGGGAAGAUAUCAUGGAAUGCAUUUGAUCCUAUCAAUCAGUUGUGGCAGCCACUUCCUCCAGUUCCAAGGGAGUAUUCUGAGGCCCUUGGUUUUGGUUGUGCUGUUUUAAGUGGUUGCCACCUGUACUUGUUUGGAGGGAAGGAUCGACAAAGGGGUUCAAUGAGACGUGUUAUUUUCUAUAGUGCCCGGACAAACAAGUGGCACAGAGCACCAGAUAUGCUUCGAAAACGUCAUCUAUUUGGUUCCUGUGUAAUAAAUAACUGCCUUUAUGUGGCUGGUGGAGAAUGUGAGGAAAUUCAUAGGACUUUACGAUCCGCUGAAGUUUAUGACCCUAACAAGAACAGAUGGAGUUUUGUUCAAGAUAUGAGCACUGCUAUGGUACCUUUCAUUGGGAUAGUUUGUGAUGGGAAGUGGUUUGUAAAAGGAAUGGGAUCCCAUCAUGAGGUUAUGAGCGAAGCAUACGAUCCUGAAUCUAAUUCCUGGUCUCCUGUUAGUAGUGGAAUGGUUUCUGGUUGGUGCAACCCUAGCAUCUCUUUAAACGGACAGCUCUACGCCCUAGAUUGCCGUGAUGGAUGCAAGCUUAGGUUGUACGAUGGAGCCACUGAUUCAUGGAAUAAAUUCAUUGAUAGUAAGCUUCAUUUAGGGAGUUCUCGAGCCUUGGAGGCUGCUGCCCUUGUUCAUCUCAACGGCAAGCUUUGUAUCGUCCGCAAUAACAAGAGUGUUAGUCUCGUCGAUGUAUCCAGUCCGCACAAACAGGUUGAGAGCAACCCUCAGCUUUGGAAGAACAUUGGUGGCAGAGGUCAUUUGAGGACUCUUUUUACAAAUAUAUGGUCAAGUAUAGCAGGCCGAAGUGGCGUGAGAAGUCAUAUUGUUCAUUGUCAGGUCCUUCAAGUAUGAGGAGGGGGAUUAAGAUUCAAUUAUCCAUGUCGAAAUCUCCUUCCUCAUUUAGGAUCGUCAUGCCUCGGUGUUCGGAUUUCAAAUGUCCAUUCAUUAAUAUCGAUGGUGACCAACCAGGGGAGGGGAUUGAUUAAGAAUGUUCUCGUGAUCGACUCGAAGAAGUGAAACAAUGAAGUCGUCGUCCAAGGGCGGUUUAGAGAUAGAUGUUGAAGACCGGCGGGGACGUCAUCCCAUGAUGCAUUGCAGGUGAGGUGGUUCACCAUUGAUGGGGCUGGUCCUUCACAUUCACGAGGAGAGCAAAUUCUUGUAAAUGGUGAUUUAGGGUUCAAGACUUUUUGUAGCAUGUAUUAAAGCCCU